AUGGUGUGGGAAAGAUUGGAUAGGGCCGUGAGCACGACGGAGAUGUUUGAUUUGUUUCCAGUAACAAAGGUGCAGACUUUAGUUUGUGUCUCUUCGGAUCACAAUCUAAUUAUAAUCUUAUCGAAUGGUUUUGGUGUGAAGCCACAAAGAACUUGGCGUUUUGAGCAGAUGUGUUUAGAGAAUGAAGGUUGCCAUGACAUAGUGGUUGGGGCUUGGAAUAGGGCUUCCUCAGGUUCACCAAAGGAAACAAUGGUAACAAAAAUUGAAGCUUGCCAAAAGAGAUUAACACAAUGGAGCAAACAUUCUUUUCAUAAUAUUUCUGGGGCGUUAUCUGAAAAAAAGAAGCUGCUGAAGGAGGCUGAAGUGGCUGCGACUAGAGGAAAGAAUGUGGAGGUAUUUUUGCAGCUAAAAUCCGAAAUCAACAAUUUGCUCAGGUUGGAGGAGAAGAUGUGGCAGCAGAGGAGCCAUGUUCAUUGGAUGGUCUCAGGGGAUAGGAACUCAAAGUAUUUUCAUAAUCGACCUUCUCAAUGA
Messenger RNA from Quercus robur (English oak), 531 nucleotides. RefSeq lists its product as uncharacterized. The transcript has a single exon. The coding region runs from base 1 to 531 and encodes 176 amino acids. The record is from RefSeq and is a predicted model, not a curated record. Lineage: Eukaryota; Viridiplantae; Streptophyta; Magnoliopsida; Fagales; Fagaceae.